Tyto alba (common barn owl) is the source of this 2282-nucleotide messenger RNA. RefSeq names its product zinc finger protein RFP. Gene Ontology annotation, molecular function: protein binding; zinc ion binding. NCBI's taxonomy places the organism in Eukaryota, Metazoa, Chordata, Aves, Strigiformes, Tytonidae. The record is from RefSeq and is a predicted model, not a curated record. The transcript has 7 exons. The coding region runs from base 271 to 1785 and encodes 504 amino acids.
AACUCCCAUCUGGCUCAAAAAAGUCAGCUGAACCGAAACCGGUGGGAGGCUGGAAGGAGGAAGCCCUCGCGCAUCCACAGCCCUCUUCUCGCUCCUCUCCGAGCCCCCUGCGCCGCUCUUCCGUGGCAUUAGGGCUGGGGGGGGGGGGGGGAGGGUUGACUUCCCUCCAUUUGCAGCAAGAAAACGGCCGAGCCGGGAGAAGAAACGUCCUCUUCCACCUCCAAAGUGAAGCUUAUUUGAUCUUACCCCAGAGGUAGGUUGGGAAGAGCCAUGGCUGCCAAGAGCCCAGCGGAAAGCCUUCACAGCGAAGCUUCGUGCUCCAUCUGCUUGGGUUAUUUCCAAGACCCCGUCUCCAUCCACUGCGGCCACAAUUUCUGCCGGGCGUGCAUCGCCCGCUGCUGGGAAGGGCUGGAGGCACCGUUCUCCUGCCCGCAGUGCAGGCAGACGGCUUUGCAGAAGAGUUUCCGUCCCAGCAGAGAACUGGCAAACAUCGCCGAAAUCGCCCGGAAUCUGAGCCUACGAGCAGGAGGAGGAGGAGGAGGAGGAGGAUGGGAGAAUCGGUGCAGGGAGCACCAGGAGGCUCUGAAGCUCUUCUGCAAGGAGGACCAGCGGCCCAUCUGCGUGGUGUGCGACAGGUCCCAGGCUCACCGCUUCCACGCCGUGGUCCCCGUCGAAGAAGCUGCCCAGGAAUACAAGGAAGAAAUCCAAGCCCGCCUACAGGCUUUAAAGGAGGAGAGAGAAAAAUACCUGGAAAGCAGAAAAAACAGAGUAAGGAAGAGCUCAUACCUGGAGAAAACCAAAAAGGAAGGGAAGAAGAUAGUGUGUGAAUUCGAGGAGUUGCACCAAUUUUUGAAGGACCAAGAGCGCCUCCUCCUGACCCAGCUGGCAGACCUGGACCGGGCCAUCCUCAGGGUCCAGGAGAAAGCUGUGGUGAAGGUCUCGGAGGAGAUGUCCCACCUCGACACCUUGAUCUGGGAGAUGGAGGGGAAAUUCCAGCAGCCGGCGAGCCAGUUCCUGCAGGACAUCAGAAGACUCUUGAAAAGUUGUGAGAAGAUGGAGUUCAACCCUCCCAUGGAGAUUUCCUCCGAUCUGGAAAGACGACUUGAGGACUUUGUUCAGAGAAAUGUCCUCGUGCGAGGCACGCUGAGGAAAUGCCAAGACAGCCUGAUGUUUAAAUUGCAAGAGCCAACCAACGUGACCCUGGACCCGGCCACGGCUCACCCCAACCUUCACAUCUCCGAGGACCGAAAACAAGCCAGGGGCCAGCUGAGGCAGAGGGACCUCCCGGACAACCCGGAGAGAUUUGACUUUGAACCCUGCGUGCUGGGCUGCGAGGGCUUCACCUCGGGGAGACAUUUCUGGGAAGUGGAGGUGGGGCAGGGGGGUGUCUGGGCUCUGGGGGUGGCCCGAGGAUCGGUCAAGAGGAAGGGACGGCUGAGCCUCACCCCCAAGGAGGGGGUCUGGGCGCUGGAGGCUUAUCACUCCCUCACAUCCCCCCGCGUCAACCUGCGCCUGAACCCACCUCCCAGGAGGAUACGGGUCUCCUUGGACUAUGAAGGGGGGCGGGUGGCAUUUUUCAACACAGAUGAUGAUGCUCCCAUCCUGGUUUAUGCCAGAGUCUCGUUCAACAAGGAGAGGGUCUUCCCCUGGUUCAAGAUGGGGAUGGGGGCUCGUUUGCAAGAAAUCACCCAAACCCCACGCUCAGGGGAUCAGUCCGUGACCGGGCAGCUGAUGUCCCCUCUGGACUGGGUAGGGUUCAGGUUUCCCCUCCGGAUCUGUCCUUGAGGUGUCUUGUCGAUCAGACCUUAAUGAAAGGGACACCUCCUGGGUGACGUCUGCUGUUCGCUGUGGUUCUCGCCGAGAACGUGCUGCUCCUCUCCCGUGUCCGUUUCCGUCGGGAGCUUUGGGAUGGCACCUCUGAGGCAAGGAUGGGGAGAUGGGGACAGCGGCGGUGGUGAGGAGGAUCAGCCGGUGCGAGGGGAUGGAGUCAGCACAUCAGAAGGGAACAUCGGGGGGGGUUGAUGGAGGAUGGGGAGCGCUUAGGACUUUCAGAUGUGUGGUCUUUUAAAAUUUAUUUUGCCUUUCACAGACUGAAUCCUCCUGUUUAUCUCUCUUUCCAAAGCGUUUUCUUUCUGACAUCAAUUGUAAGGCAGAUCCAGAGCCUGUUCUGCCAAGGGAGGUGGCCUUUCACGAUGAACUGGUUUUGUUUGGGGAGCUGGUCUCUAUCUCUGCAUUUCUGAUAUUUAUUUUAAAUAAAAGAAUGUUUUGGUUUGCACCCUCCA